UUUUUUGGGGGGGGGGGGGGUGACGGGGGUGCUGAACAUGAUGCUCCUUGGGCGCACAUCGUGCAGCAUCCUCAGCCUGCCGAUGUGCAUCCUGGCCGGCUUGGGCGUGCUCCUGUCGGAGGUGGCGGCGUCCCAGCAGGGGAUCCCUCUGUCGGUUGUAAAACUGUGGGCCUCAGCUUUUGGCGGGGAGAUUAAAUCCAUUUCUGCCAAAUAUUCCGGAUCCCAGCUACUGCAGAAGGAACUGUGGGCUAUCACGGCGCCACGUCCGGGGAGCAACUCUAGCUCCGAGUCCGCCUCCUCUUCGGCCAAAGGGAGCGGCAGGAUGAAAUCUCGGAUCUCCACCGCAUGUCCCGGAGGCUGGGAGGAAGGUGGAACAACCCGAGUGAAUCCACGUAGAUACGGCGAGAGCAUACAGACGGCAUUUAGAAAGCGACUCCAGGCUCAAAACCAGGGACCACCUUGCCCUGAGAAAUACAAGCCACCAGAAAAAUCAGUCAGAGUGGAAGAAAUCGAUGGUGUGAAAUUGGUGAAAAACCUGGCAGUGAAGAUGGAGGAAAUGUUCCGUAAAAAGGCAGAAGCCACCAGGAGGCUCGUGGAGGCUGCAGAAGAGGCACAUCAUCAACAUAAAGAUAAUCCAGACCUGCAGUACGAGUACUUCAACGCCGUGCUGAUCAACGAAGUGGACAACGAGGGCAACAACGUGGAGCUGGGCGGAGAGUUCAUCCUGGAGCCAAACGACCACUUCAACAAUCUGUCAGUCAACCUGAGCCUCAGCGUAGUGCAGGUGCCCACCAACAUGUAUAAUAAAGAUCCGGACAUAGUGAACGGUGUCUACUGGUCUGAAGCCCUGAACAAGGUCUUUGUGGACAAUUUUGAACGGGAUCCCACUCUCAUAUGGCAGUACUUCGGGAGCGCAAAGGGUUUCUUCAGGCAGUACCCCGGAGUGAAGUGGCAUCCAGAUGAAAAUGGGGUCAUAGGCUUCGACUGCAGGAACAGGAAGUGGUACAUUCAGGCUGCAACUUCACCAAAAGAUGUUGUCAUCUUAGUGGAUGUCAGUGGAAGCAUGAAAGGGUUGAGAUUGACCAUUGCCAGGCAAACUGUCUCCUCAAUUUUAGACACACUUGGAGAUGAUGACUUCUUUAACAUUAUCGCAUAUAACCAGAAGAUCCAUUAUGUGGAGCCUUGUUUGAACGGCACUCUGGUGAGGGCGGACAGAACCAAUAAAGAUCAUUUCCGUGAGCAUCUGGACAAGCUCUUUGCCAAAGUUGGACUUCUGGGCCAGGCGCUGACUGAAGCGUUCACAAUCCUAAACGAUUUCAAUCAGACGGGCCACGGGAGUGUGUGCAACCAAGCCGUAAUGCUUGUGACCGACGGGGCGACUGAAAUGUAUGACGAUGUUUUUGAGAAGUACAACUGGCCAGAAAGAAAGGUGCGCAUAUUCCCCUACCUGAUCGGACGGGAGUCUGCCUUUGCAGAUAACCUGAAAUGGAUGGCGUGCGCCAACAAAGGAUAUUUCAGUCAGAUUUCCACAUUAGCGGAUGUUCAAGAGAAUGUGAUGAAGUAUCUGCACGUCAUGAGUCGUCCCAAAGUUAUUGACCAUGAACAUGACACCGUGUGGACCGAGGCUUACGUGGAUAGUGCACUUUCCCAGGCAUACAAGUUAAAUGACAAAGCAGGACCAAGUCUGAUGACCACUGUAGCCAUGCCAGUCUUCAGUACUAAGAAUGAGACGAAGAAUCAGGGUAUUCUGUUGGGGGUCGUCGGAACAGACAUCCCACUGCAGGAGCUGAUGAAGCUCAUUCCCAAACAUAUGUUAGGGAUCCACGGGUAUGCGUUUGCCAUCACAAACAAUGGCUACAUCCUGACGCAUCCGGACCUCAGGCCUUUGUAUCAGGAGGGUCAGAAGAGGAGAAAGCCCAACUACAGCAGCGUGGAUCUCUCCGAGGUGGAGUGGGAGGACAAAGACGACAUUCUCCGCAACGCCAUGGUGAACAGGAGGACCGGAACCUUCUCCAUGGAGGUGAAGAAGACGGUAGAUAGAGGGAGGCGCGUGUUGAAGAUGCACAACGACUAUUACUACACUGAUAUUAAAGGGACUCCGUUCAGUGUCGGAGUCGCUCUUUCCAGAGGCCACGGCAAGUACUUCUUCAGAGGAAACGUGUCAGUUGAAAAAGGGCUCCGUGAUCUGGAACAGCCAGAUGUCGCCCUGGCAGAUGAAUGGACGUAUUGCAACACCGAGGAGGAACACGAGCACCGGCACCUGACGCAGAUUCAAGCUAUUAAGUUCUUCAUGACAGGUCGCAGGCCAAACCUUAAGUGUGACCGAGAGCUGAUCAAGGAAGUGUUAUUUGAUGCUGUUGUAACCGCUCCACUCGAGGCCUACUGGACUGGACUGGCUCUUAACAAGUCCGAGAACUCAGACAAAGGCGUCGAGAUCGCCUUCCUGGGCACGCGCACCGGCCUGUCGAGAACUAACCUGUUUGUAGCUGCUGAUCAGCUCUCCAAUCAAGAUUUCCUGACAGCCGAGGACAAGGAGGGCGUGUUUAAUGCCGAUCACUUUCCCCUGUGGUACAAGAGAGCUGCGGAGCAGGUCCCGGGCACAUUUGUCUACUCCAUCCCCUUCAGCACAGCUCUGGAGAAUAAGAGUGUCGUUUUGGCAAGCACGGCAAUUCAACUCCUCGACGACAGAAAAUCACCAAUUGUUGCAGCUGUAGGACUUCAGAUGAAGCUCGAGUUCUUUCAAAGGAAGUUCUGGACCGCCUGUAGACAGUGUACGGCUCUGGACGGAAAAUGUAGCAUCAGCUGCGAUAGCGAGGACGUCAACUGUUACCUCAUUGACAACAAUGGCUUCAUUCUUGUCACGGAGGAGCACUCACAGACAGGGCUCUUUUUCGGCGAGGUGGAAGGUGCCGUCAUGAACAAACUUCUGCAGAUGGGCUCGUUCAAAAGGAUGACGCUGUACGACUACCAGGCCGUCUGCAGGGAGUUUGCCGGGAGCAGCGACAGCGCGCGCACUUUGUCGGAUCCUUUCACCGUCGUCAAGUGGCUCCUGACCGAGCUCGUCAUUUUUCUGCUGGAAUUUAACCUGUACAGCUGGUGGAAUGUCGACCUUUCCGUUAAAGCUCAGAGAUCUCGGGGGAAGAGCACAAUGGUGCCCUGCGACACAGAAUAUCCCGCCUUCGUCUCCGAGCGCACCAUCAAAGAGACCACCGGAAACAUCGAAUGCGACGGCUGUGUCAGGUCCUUCGUCAUACAGCAGAUUCCGAGCAGCAACCUGUUCAUGGUUGUCGUGGACAACAAGUGCGACUGCAGCAACGCUCCGCCGGUGACCAUGGAUCCCAUCGAGAUCAUGUAUAACGAAUCCCUCAAGUGCGACAGACUGAAGUUUCAGAAGGACAGGAAGAAGCCCGAAUCGUGUCAUCCUUUCCACCCCGAGGAAAAUGCCAUGGAGUGCGGGUCAGCGUCGCGUCUCGCCAGUCCUCUCGCGGCCGCUCUGCUCCCGUUCAUGGCGGCGAGCGUCGGCAGGUGACCGUCGACCGCUAAAGGACUGAACAACAAAAGGCAUAAAAAAAAAAAAAAAAAAACAUAAACACGUAGGCCAGUCGUAUGUUUUCUUCAUAUUCCUGCAGGAAGCGCCUGAGUGAGAGCAACAUUCUAACCGUCAUACUAAGACACGUUCAUGCAUACGUAAAACUAUGGAAGUUUUUGUGGAUGAUGCGGUGAUAAAUAGAAGUUAUUUACGCAAUGGACAACAUUGUGAAGAUUUCUGUUAACAACUUUAUAACAAGAAUGCAGAAACACUAUAAUCAUCUCUUUUUCUUCAUAUAUUUUAGAUUCAUCCAUGUGGAAUAUGUCAAAUAUUGGUGAUACGAGCACUUUAACUUGCUUUAUUCGGGCAUUUUGCCAUUGUUAGACGCUCUAUUGUUGCAUGUGUUUUAACAAUGUCCCAAGAAUGUUACAUAAAUAUGUUCACGUCUGAUCGAAAGCAUCAUGAAUAAAAGACAUAUUUUUCCUUGA
Messenger RNA from Syngnathoides biaculeatus (alligator pipefish), 4017 nucleotides. It is a transcript of the gene cacna2d3, whose product is annotated as calcium channel, voltage dependent, alpha2/delta subunit 3. Gene Ontology annotation, cellular component: voltage-gated calcium channel complex. The record is from RefSeq and is a predicted model, not a curated record. Lineage: Eukaryota; Metazoa; Chordata; Actinopteri; Syngnathiformes; Syngnathidae. Gene Ontology annotation, molecular function: voltage-gated calcium channel activity.